This is a messenger RNA of Naegleria lovaniensis, 1116 nucleotides long. RefSeq lists its product as uncharacterized. The record is from RefSeq and is a predicted model, not a curated record. Bases 1 to 1116 code for a protein of 371 amino acids. NCBI's taxonomy places the organism in Eukaryota, Heterolobosea, Eutetramitea, Acrasida, Naegleriidae. The transcript has a single exon.
AUGAUUCAUGGAAGAUCACAUCGCGUGCCUUCAGCCAAUGACGAAACAACACCUUCAUUGAAAUUAGAUGCAUGUGAUCUGUUGGCUCAUCGGGAUUUGUGUUGUAAAAUUAAUCAAUUUAUUCAUGAUGAAAAGGACUCGAUUCAACAUCAUCCCUACUCGAAAUAUCUCCAAAACUCAAAUUAUUUUCAACACAAUUCAUUAUUCAUACAAUUACUUCAAAAACAACGAACCACUUCUCAAGAUCUUGUAAAACUUGUCUUUGCAAAAGAAGAAUUUAUUCGACGCUUGAAAGAAAAGGGCAAGAAUCGAGAGGAAAGAAUGGACUCCAUGCAGUUGGCUCGAUUUUUAGAACAACAUCCAUUGCCAUGUAAUCAUGACAAGACAUUCAUGUUGGAAGCCAUCAUUGAUUGUCAUCAAUGUUAUUUAUUUCAAUACGCUUCAAGAAAAUUACAAAAUGAUCGAGAAUUUGUUUUGAAAAUUGUUUCACAUUUUGGACCUUCCUUACAAUUUGUUUCUGAUGCGUUGAGAAAUGAUCGUGAAAUAGCUUUGGCAGCAAUUUCUGAAAGACCUUAUGCUUUUAAAUUUGCAUCCCAAGAAUGGAAGAAUGAUCGUGAAAUAGUUCGAGCUGCUCUAACUGGGAAAGGUUCUUGUAUCAUUUCUCUUGUGGAAUGUGAUGAAUCGAUUCAACGAGAUGAGGAGAUUAUGCAACUAGCAGUCAAAAGAAAUGGAAAUUCUUUAUCCAGUGCGUUACAUUGUAUUAAAAGUUCCUUUCCAGUCGUAUUUCAAGCAGUUUCACAGAACGGAUUGGCACUCCAAUAUGCAUCCUUGGAAUUACGAAAUGAUCGAGAAAUUGUAUUGCAAGCGGUUUCACAGAAUGGCUUUGCAUUGGAACAUGCUUCACACGAGUUACGAAAUGAUCGAGAGAUUAUUAUGAAAGCUCUGUCGUGGAAUGGAACUCUUUUGGAGUUGGCAUCAGAGGAAUUACAAUCAGAUUUUGAUAUAGUCAUGCAUGCUGUGAAACAAAAUGGUCAUGCAUUGCAAUAUGCCAGCGAGUCUUUGAGAAAUGAUGAACGAUUGAAAACGAAGCAUCCAAACAUGUGGGACAGUCUCUGA